Zootermopsis nevadensis is the source of this 886-nucleotide messenger RNA. RefSeq lists its product as uncharacterized. NCBI's taxonomy places the organism in Eukaryota, Metazoa, Arthropoda, Insecta, Blattodea, Termopsidae. The record is from RefSeq and is a predicted model, not a curated record.
CUACGCUACAAUUGUGUAAGGAUUUCUCUCCAGCCGUCUUCAAGAUGAAAGUGGAUAUCGUACUACUCGUGUUUCUUACGGCAGCAAGAAUGACUUUAUCCCUUAGUACAGGACGUGUUUUUACGUUAAUUGACAAAUUUAAUCUUCGAUACGAACACCAGAAUCGAACAGUUGCUAAUGAAGUUAAUGAAACGGGAAGGAACUUGGUGAAUGAGCAGCAUAACCGAAGGGCGAGAUGUUUGGAUUUGUUUGACUGGCUGUUCGACUACUUGGAACCUGAAACGACAAGUUUUACAACUACAACAACGGGCAAUGCGGUUACCUCAACUGUUACCACAACAGCUGUUGGAAAUGGUGGGGGAAGCACCAUUUCAUCUGUCACAACAUCGCCCAGUGCUGCCACAACAACCACUACAAGCACAGAAAUGCCUUAGGCUAUCCUCAACGGUCCUCGCCAUGGCUUGCAAACUGGAAACAGUAGCAGUUUCUACAAGUAUAAAAGAUUUUAUUUUAGAAACGUCUCUGAUGUAUUUUAUUAAUCAUUCAGAUGUAUAAUAGCCAAUGUCAGUCACGCAUUACAGAACGAGUGCCCAGUUCGUGUGAUGGCUGAAAAUUUUUGAAACAAGUUCUGAUGGUAGAGACUCUGGUAGCAAGAAAUGCAAACGAAGUUAUUGUGGCGCCUGUGGUGGGAUGUGGCGAAGUCUGGCAAAUAUAUUGCAGUAAUAGAUUGUUAUUGUCAUUCAACACGAGGAGGUUUAAUUCCCGUCAACUUUAACGGGUCGUACGCUGUGAUAAUGUUAACAAAUAUCUGCAUAGUUUAAAUGUCAUGCAUUUGUUAUAAUUAUAGUUAUCUUUAUAUUUCAGUACACAUUCUUGUUUAACGAAA